AUGCCACCCAAGAAGAUAUUCUUCAAGUAUAACCAAGAAGAUGUUUACAAAGCAAUUGAAGAAAUUCAAGUGACUGGAAAAAUUAGGGAAACCUGUCGGAAAUAUAAUAUUCCUCACUCGACAAUAAUAAAUAAACUAAAAAUGAGGCACCCAUUACAAAGAAAAAUGGGGCCCCCAACAAUAUUAACGCCUCAAGAAGAAAAACUUCUUUGCAAAUGGAUAAACGCUUCCGCAAAAAAGGGAUUCCCUCUAAAAAAAGAACAGUUAUUAGACGCGGUGCAAAAUAUCAUUAAAAGCGACAAUCGUCCGAACCCUUUUAAAGGUAAGCCUCCAGGCCGAAAGUGGUUUAGUGGAUUUCUAAAAAGGAAUCCAGACAUAGCUCAACGACACGCUGAAUCCAUUAACUCUGUCCGUAGCCGUGUAACCGAAGAAGGAUUGAGAAGGUGGCAUUCGGAAUUGAAGGAAUUUCUCAUAUCGCAAGAUGUCCAAGACAUCCUUGAAGAUCCUGACAGAAUUUUAAAUUGCGACGAGUCUGGUUUCCAUAUUACUCCAGAUUCAGGAUUGGUAUUAGGUCCCAGGGGAAUGACAAAUUUCUUUGAAAUUAGAGACAAGGAAAAGGAAAGCAUAACCGUCUUAGGCACAUUUUCUGCAUCAGGAAAGUUAAAGCUUGUUCUAGUGAUUUACCCUUAUGAUCGAGUGCCCUCCGAAAUCACUAGAAAUUUUCCUGAAAAUUGGUGCAUUGGAAAGUCUCCAAAAGGAUGGAUGACUUCUCGAGUUUUUUACGGAUAUAUCGGCAAUUCAUUAAUACCAGCUUUGCAUGAAGCAAAUAUUAAAUUUCCUGUCCUUUUGCUAGUUGACGGUCAUAGAUCCCAUAUAUCAUAUGAGGUGAGUCAGUUGUGCAACGAUAACAAAAUAAUUUUAUAUGCGUUGCACCCCAAUGCAACACACAUAAUACAACCAGCAGAUGUUUCUGUUUUUAGGCCGCUCAAACAUGCAUGGAAAAGUAAUGUACAGAAAUGGAAAUUGUCAACAGGGAAUAGAGUAGUGACAAGAGCCCAGUUUGCAUCACUCCUGAAGUCGUCUCUUAAUGCAGCUACUAAUGAAGUCAUUAGUAACGGAUUUCGCAAAUGUGGCUUAUUUCCGUUCGAUGCAGAUGCCAUUGAUUACACAAAAUGUAUGAGCGAUCCUAGCAGACAUGAUGUUGUUGAUAAACCGGCAGAGUUGGGCAUAGAACAUUUGUUAUACUUUGAAUCACUAAUGUCCCGAAAACGGGUUGCAGAGUUUCGGGCUAUGAAAGAAGGCCAGCCAUGGGUGGGUGAGGAAUCAGCCAAAGAACUUUAUGACGUCUGGUGCAAAGUGUAUAAAACAGUUACUUUAUCGGAAACACUUCAAAGUAUGGAAAAAACAUCAAAUUCCACAGUGCAUGACUUAAAUAAUGCAGAACUAAGAAACAGCGAAACAGAUCCGAGAUCCCCACUAUCAGAAACUGGACCGAUCAUAUUGGAUUCGAUGUUAACGAGUCACCAUACAAAAGAUUCGGUUGCUGUAAACCACAUGGUUGCUAAAACCACAUAUGAUGCAGGAAUCCCAGAUUCAAGAACACUAUCAACUUCAACAUUGGUAAAUUACCCCAUGGACCAAGAUCUGCUGCAUAUAUCACCGAGUUCCUCGUUUCUGAAUUUUCUUGAGACUAGUACUAGAAACUCUGUUUACAUGACUCCUUAUAAUUGCACCCCUGCCGAUUUGAGUCCUGAGCCACUUGCAUCAGGAACUGUUCCUGAAACAGGAGUAACGGAUUUGCUUCAACGACGAGGAAUACGUCCUUCAACUCCUAUGAAUUUACCAAACUACUUCCUUCAAAAAGUUUUAGAAACAACUCCUUUGAAAAGGCAAGCUAUAAUUACGAAAGGUUUAAUGCCUGAAACAUCAAAAAGCAAAAAUUCAAGAGAACACUUUGUGGUUAUGUCAGAAUUAUUUACAGAUCAAGAUAUCUUGUUUCCAUCUACACCCCAGCAGAGUUGUCCGUCAAAAGUUCGUAAUGAUGAAGGGGCGACAGCUAUUGCUGAAAAGAGUUUCAAUUCAAUCGCCGCGUCAUCCUUAAAACCUACAAGUUCAGAAGAACCUCCAGCCCAUUUUAGUCAGAAUCCACUAAUUAAUGAGUCAUACAACCAAGAACAACAAACAAUACCCAAGAUUCGCACAAAGCGUGGAAUGCCUAUAAGUCCUGCAUUUGCAUCUGCUCUGAUAUGGCCAACAGACUCGCCACUCAAAAAGGGUGGGAAAACUAAAACUCGGAAACAAAGAUUUCCAGAUGCUAUAACUUCACCAAUGUGGAACGAAUAUUGGACAGAAAAAGAAAAAGAAAAAGAAGAAAAGGAAAAGCGAAAACUUGCGCGCGAGGAAAAAAUAAGGAAUAAAGAGAAUAUUGAAAUAAGUAAAGUAAAGACUAAAGCUCUUGUUACAAAGCGGACUAAAAAGAGAGUUAAACCUUCAAUAGAGUACAGUUCUGAAGAGGAAAACACAGUUGUAACCGAAAAACGGUUUAGAAAACGAAUUCUGGCUAGACUAGAAUCUGAUUCCGAAGGGGAUGAUAUUCCUUUGGUUACCUACAAAAGUUCAUCUGAAACAGUGGAUAGUGCCGGAGUGGGGUCAUAUGUGAUUAUAAAAUAUGAAGGUGAAUAUUUUCCAGGUAUCGUCAAAAAUAUAAGAGGCGAUAGCAAAGAAGUUAGUACCAUGGUACUUGCUUCACCCACCACUUUUAAAUGGCCUGAAAAAGAAGACAAACUUUGGUAUGAUAAGGAAGAUAUCAUCGAAACUAUUAAAACUCCUAUUCCCAUGAAUACGCGAGGCUCUUUUAAAGUCGAAGAGAUGGCCAAAUAUCUUCUGUGGGUAUAG
This is a messenger RNA of Parnassius mnemosyne (clouded apollo), 2895 nucleotides long. The record is from the annotation of a GenBank genome assembly. Lineage: Eukaryota; Metazoa; Arthropoda; Insecta; Lepidoptera; Papilionidae.